This is a messenger RNA of Xyrichtys novacula (pearly razorfish), 1526 nucleotides long. NCBI's taxonomy places the organism in Eukaryota, Metazoa, Chordata, Actinopteri, Labriformes, Labridae. The record is from the annotation of a GenBank genome assembly.
AUGAUGUCUGUGGUCAAACAAAACCUCCAUGCGGAGACUGAAGGAGACAUCAACAAGCUGAUCAACCUGAAGCUCAAUGCAUCCUACACUUACCUUUCUCUGGUAUGAAGACUGUAACAGGAGCCUAAAUCUAUAGUAAACAUAACAAUAAUACUUUAUUUGAUAGGGGUCUUCUUUCUUAUAUAAUCUGUACUUGAAUUCUGAUCAUGUAAUUCUUCUAUUUCUUCAGGGGAUGUAUUUUGACAGGGAUGAUGUCGCCCUGCCAAAUUUCUCCAGCUUUUUCUUGGAGCGCUCAGUGAAAGAGAGGGAGCAAGCCGAGAAGCUGCUGGAGUAUCAAAACAUGAGAGGAGGACGAAUUCUGCUUCAGAACAUUGCUGUUAGUACAUCGUGUUCCUUUUUUCUUACAUGGGCUUAAGUGUAGUGCUUCCCUACUUUUGAAUUUGAUCUGUCUUCAUUUUAAUUUUGAAGUAGUUUCUUCAAAAGCCAAUUUUAAUAUCAGUUUAGUUUGUUUGAUUUUUCCUUUUUUGAUAAAGCAUGGUGUAGUUUACGUUUCACUAGCUGCACUGUUUGUUCUAGUCUUUCAGCGGCAAAACUGAAACUGAUUUGAACGAGAACUUGAGUCUGACAAUCUAGUUUUCGUUAUUCCACAAGUUUUUAUUUAUGAUCAUCUUAGUGCCAUUUUUAAGGCUUUUUUUUUUAAUCAAGUUUUGUAUUUCUUAGUGUAAUAAUUAUUUCCCUUUUCUGUUUUAGAAACCAAGUAGAGAGGAUUGGCGAGGUGGUCUGGAUGCAAUAACUUUUUCUCUGGAUUACCAAAAGUCCCUGAACACAUGCGUCUUGGAUGUGCACCGCAGAGCUGGCAGUCACACUGACCCUCAUGUAAGUGUGACACAGCGUGAUAGUCAAACGGCCAUGUUUUCAUCUCUGGUUUUGAGCUGAUAGCAGCUUUUAAAGAAAUGACACUGUUGCAUGCUGUCGUAGGUUCUGUGUGAGAAAAUAGAUGUUACGUGCUGAGAGCGAUCCUGGUCUGGGAGAUCCUAGGGUUGCUUUACGGAAGUUCUGGAGAUUUCAAUGUAGUCACACGAAACUAGAGUGACCAUAAUGCUUAUUAGGUCCAGUUAAAAGUUUUAUUUUCUACAUCCUUUGCCAAGUUUAUGACAUUAAAAAUUUACACUCUUUCAUUCACACUAUACUAUACUGUACUAUACUAUACUAUACUAUACUAUACUAUACUGUACUGUACUAUACUAUACUAUACUGUACUAUACUAUACUAUACUAUACUAUACUGUACUGUACUAUACUAUACUAUACUGUACUAUAAUAUACUAUAAUAUACUAUACUAUACUAUACUAUUUUUUGUCUUCCUUUUUCUAUAGCUGUGUGACUUCCUUGAGCAGCACUUCCUCACUGACAGUCAUGAGACCAUCAAGAAGUUGGGAGACUACAUUGGCAGUCUCACCCGUCUCACUUCGUCCGAGACCCACGGUCCUAUGGGAGAAUACCUCUUUGACAAACACACUCUCUAA